This is a messenger RNA of Sesamum indicum (sesame), 2990 nucleotides long. RefSeq names its product GRAS family protein RAD1. NCBI's taxonomy places the organism in Eukaryota, Viridiplantae, Streptophyta, Magnoliopsida, Lamiales, Pedaliaceae. The record is from RefSeq and is a predicted model, not a curated record.
UCGAUGCCUUGCCCAUUUUAUAUAAUAUGAAAAUCCAGUAAAUAUACAAGUUUUUCUUGAGAAGCAUAGGCCAACUAAAAUUGUCUCAUUGAUUGUUGGCCGACCUCGUGACAAACAAAUGAAAACCCAUCACUAACUUAGUGGCAGCUAGGCCUUGUGGUAGGUAUUUUUGAUGAAAUUCCUCAUAGACCAAUUGUAGCUCAUUUUUCUCUCUCUAUAUAGGCCGGCUAACCAAGAAAAUUAAUGAAGAUGCUUGGGAAAAAAACAUUAUUUUGGUUGCAGAUGUUGUCUCUUUUAUUUCACCACCACCCAAUUGGUUGAAUCCUCUUAGUUUCUCAUAAUCACAAGGGGAAGGUCUUAUGUAGUUUGAUCUGGUAAGAAGAUGUUCUCCAUGCCCAACACAAGGAGGAUAUUCUUGUGAAGGAUGGUUAAAAGAUGUACAUAUCAUGCAGCUAACUUGCUCCUAACUCUCUAAGUAGUCAUCUUUUCACCAAAUUCCCACAAACAAGUGGAGCAGAUGGGAGGGUUAAUGAAUGGGUGGCUUACCCUUCCUACAUUUGAGAUUCUCAACCAAGACUCGGCCAUCCGACAGUUUUGCCCGGCACGGGUGGAGCAAGGACAGGGAGGAGAAUGGGGGGAUUCUUUGUCAGUGGAUGAAGAUGUGGAGAUAUGGCCACAUCUUAUCGAUGAAACGCCUCAACUAGCCCCGUCUGAGGUAGAGGAGAUUGUUAGGACUUUCUUCGACGUUGAAUGCUAUGAAAAAGACAAUGCAGGGAAGUGCUUGGAGGAGGAGGGGAAUGAUCUUUUUGAUAAGGUUCAAGAAGAUGGUCUCCAAGAUCUUUCGAUGGUCGAUGAUGAUCUUUGUUGCGGAUUGAAUGCUGCAAUGUUGAUUGAAGAAGGGUGUGAUGAGAUGGAGCGGUGUAGCUCGACCAACAAUCUUGGGUCUUUUGUGCCUAAUAAUGCAGAGGAUAUGAUCCCAGUUGGGGUGGAUCAAGGGCUACAACUGGUGCAUCUGCUGUUAGCUUGUGCUGAGGCUGUGGGGUGUAGAGAUACUCAGCUUGCUGAUUCAAUACUAACUCAAAUAUGGCCUUGUGUUAACACUUGGGGGGAUUCUCUUCAAAGAGUAUCCCAUUGUUUUGCCAUGGGGUUGAAGUCUAGGCUUUCACUUCUGCAAAAUGUGAACUCAAAUGGCUUCUUCACUAGCAAGGCCAUCGACGUCUCCUUGAUCACUAGGGAGGAAAAGAUUGAAGCUUUUACUUUGUUGCACCAAACAACCCCUUAUAUCAGCUUUGGUCUAAUGGCUGCAAAUGAUGCUAUAUCCCAAGCAGCAACUGGGAAAGACUUCUUGCACAUUAUUGACCUUGGAAUGGAGCAUAAUCUUCAAUGGCCUUGUUUGGUUAGGACUUUGGCAUCAAGAACCGAUGGCCCCCCAAAAACUAUAAGGAUCACCGGUAUAACCGGAGAUCAUGAUACAUCAGAGCUUGAAAACAGCAUGAAGGGCCUCUCUGAGGAAGCCAUUUCUCUUGGGAUUUCCCUUGAAUUCCAGUUCUUGGCAGAGCAAGUAUCUCCAUUGACGUUAACCUGCGAAAAGCUCGACUUAAGACAAGAAGAGGCAUUGUUCGUCAAUAGCAUAAUGCACCUGCACAAGCAUGUCAAAGAAAGUAGAGGAUCCUUGAAAACCGUUCUCCAAUCAGUCAAGAAAUUGAAUCCAGUUCUCCUCACUGUGGUUGAACAAGAUGCAAACCACAAUGGACCUUUCUUUCUAGGCAGAUUCUUGGAGUCACUUCACUAUUACUCAGCCAUUUUCGACUCCCUCGAUGCCAGUCUCCCAAGAAACAGCCAACAGAGGAUCAAGAUUGAGAAAUUCCACUUUGCUGGGGAAAUCCACAACGUUGUGGCCUACGAAGGGUCCGAUAGGGUUGAGAGGCAUGAGAGAGCAGAUCAAUGGCGAAGGCAGAUUGGUCGAGCUGGCUUUCAGGUGGUGGGGUUGAAGUGUUUGAAGCAAGCUAAGAUGAUGGUUUCCAGUUAUGGGGUUGACGGGUAUAGUGUGGGAAGUGAGAAGGGUUAUCUUCAGCUAGGAUGGAAAGGGAGGCCAAUAAUGAUAGCAUCAGCUUGGCAAGUGCAUAAUGUGCCUUCUUCUUGAUGCUUAAAUGAUGAUACUGCUACUUCCUCUUUGUCAUGAUUCAUUAUUCAUUGAACUCAACAAAGUUUUAUUACAUCUAUAUGUGAAUUCAUUUAUUUUACUUGUCUCUCUUCCUACUGUUUUACAUAGUACAAUCAAUCCAUAUCCUACUCAAACAACGAAUUUAAUUUCAUAUAGUGCGAGUAGCGGAUUAAUUAAUAAGUCACUCUACUUGACGUUUGACUGACCAUCGAAUUCAUGAUAAUAACCACAAUUAUUUAUUAAAUUUUGAAAAAAAGUAACAAAACCACAUUACAGUAGAAAAACUACAUUUAGUAUAUCAGAUUAGUUUUAUAUAAUUAUUAAGUGAAUUUUUCCCUAUUUAGCACACGCAACAAGUAUGCUACUCUCACUGAUUCUUAUUAAUGCAUAUAAGCGUCUAAAUUAACAAGAUUCUGGAAAAUAAAUUCUAGGGCCUUUCAUCAUAUUCAAGAUUCUAAAACUCGAAUCUGUUUGUUCUAAUCUUAUUCCAAAAAAAAGGCUCAAAAGAAUUUGGACAAAUUAUUUCAAAAUUGCAAAAUCACAACCCCAUCGAGGAGGAAACAUCGUGUAUACUUAGUGCAUCAAAGAAGCAAUCAUAUUCAAAUUCAUUCAUUUUUUCAAUUCGUUUACAGAAAACCCAGCUUUGAUGUUUGUCCUUGUCAUACACAGAAGUACGUUAAACAUACAAAACUAAACCUUCGCAAAAUCCCUUUAAUUGUAUUGAAAGGGAUGGACAGGUUAAUCGAGACCCGUAUUGAUCGAAGGGGAUGAACUCGAACGUAAUCAACCGAUUCAUUCAGUUAAGGUGAAAAGCCCCACAGCAGAG